AAAAUAUGUACGAAGGACACAAUAGUAAAAGAACAGGAGAAUAUUUAUAACGCAUUAGGGGAAAAUGACUAUCCGGAAUCUUUUGUUCGUUUGCAUAAUCGGACAAGAAAUCUGACUCAAUCAAAUAUUCAUCGGGUGUCUAAAAAGGACAUCCACAUCUAUCUGUCACACAAAGAGGAUUCAACCAUACAGCUUAUCACACAGCGCACAGAAAACGCUUUACAAGGAACCUACUGUGCUGCCACAUUACGUAUCCAUCCAGUCACAGCUUCUCCCCUUCCCUCAUUCAUAGAUGGCCACUCAGUCCAGUCCACCUCUCUGAUUGCAUUUGCGCCUUCUGUUGCGCCUGCAACGAACCAUACAUCAGUGGUGGAACCGACCAGUCACUGCGACCUAAGAUGGCUGAACACAUCCCUAGUUCGUGCAUGA
Molecule: messenger RNA, 429 nt
Organism: Echinostoma caproni
Lineage: Eukaryota; Metazoa; Platyhelminthes; Trematoda; Plagiorchiida; Echinostomatidae
Source: the annotation of a GenBank genome assembly